Molecule: messenger RNA, 2226 nt
Organism: Exaiptasia diaphana
Lineage: Eukaryota; Metazoa; Cnidaria; Anthozoa; Actiniaria; Aiptasiidae
Exons: 2
Coding region: 498-2216 (572 amino acids)
Source: RefSeq, a predicted model, not a curated record
UGUUUCCUAAGAUAAACCAACGACAAAGUAUGGUUUUGACCACAUUUCAGUCGCCAUUUCAUCUUCUCCAAGUCAGUCACUCUGUAUGAUUUUUAGCAAUAUUUUAAGCAGAUAUACUCCAGAAAUGUACCUUAAUAAGACUUUCAACACAUAUUCGACAGUAGACUUGACGUUUUAACCUAAUCAAUUAUUUGAAGAAUGAAAAAGCGUAUUUUCCUUAACGUAAAUUAUGUAAAACAUCUCGACCGAGAACGAGCUGCGAAACAAUGCUGUGACCAAGGUAGCUCAAGCGUAUUGUGCAUGCGCAAUGAAAUGGCCCCUUGUUUCUUUCUGGUUGAGUUGAUUGAUGCAUUAAAUUAUAUAGAAUGCAAAUUAUAACUAAUGUCCUUCGUUUUCAAGCAUAAGAAACACUUAGAUGUUCUGCAGUGUCAUCUUUUCGUAAAAUCAACUUCAUAAGACAACUACUGCACGCCGUUAAAGAACCCAUUGAAUCAACCAUGAGUAAGAACGCUUUUGGAUCAAUCCAAAGAGAGAUAAAAGAAAUUCAAUCCAACAGCCCACCAUGCGCCGAAGGACUUAUACGAUCCAUAGACAAAAUGGUGAAGAGUCACAGAGAUAAAGAAGAGAAGAAAAUCCUUGAAAUGAAGUUAAAAAAAGCGGCCAUUCAUGGAUUAGACAAAGAAUUGCAGAAAGCCAUGACAUUAAACGGCUUAGAGCUUGAAGCUCUACCACUGGUCCGUGAACAUCUUACUACAAAGACAGCCCUAGCUUCCUUUUUUGCUGAUACUCCCGAUGGAAAUCUGACCAAAGAUAUGAAAAUUGUUAGGCGGAAACUUGGCGAAACACUUGAAACACAAUGCCAAUCUUCACAAUUCAAGUCUAUAAAAGAACAAAUAGAAAAGGUGCCAUCAGAUGAUCAUAUAAGUACCGCAACGCUAAUCCGAGAGAUUAAUGAUAUGGUUACUGACCUUCCAAAUGACAAGGAAAAGAAAGCACUACAAAGCAGUUUGAAGAGAAAAGCUUUAUGGGGAUUGAGCGAAGACCUCCAAAAGUUAAUGGAAUCGAGAGGCUUAGCUCAUGAAUGCCUUCCACUCGUACUCAGACAUCUUACAACGAAACGUGAUCUUGCAGUGUUCUUAUAUGAGAAUAAUAAAGAUGAUGAUGGUCUUCAAGAGUUUGAAACGAUUAGGAGAAAAGUGGGGCAAGAGCUAGAGGCUUUUGGUGAACCCGAAACAAAUUUUGAAUCACCGCAGUUCAAGUCUAUUAAAGAAAAACUAGAAGAAUUGACAAAAGAUGAUCAUACGAAGAUGAUCAUACAAGAUGAUCAUACGAAGCGUUCAUUCGAUGCUUCUAGUAAUAGUGUCCAAGAUCUUAUUAAGGAAGCGCCAUCCCGUUCCAGACUCGAAAGGAUGGAAGUCGGCGAGCUGAAGAAAUUGGAUUUUAGCCCGGAAGAUGCUAACUUUAUCAAUGAGAAAGUAAGGAAGGAAGGUAAAACAGCUAAAUCGAAAGAAACAGACGAAGAAAAACGCGAAAAAGCAGAGGCUUUAAUGGAUAUUGCUAGUAAUAUGGCAGCCGAAAACAAGAAGGAAGUUGGGACGGACGUGAAGGGAAAAAUUGCUGAUUUGAUCAAAAACCUGAAAAAUCGUCCCAACGACUGGAAUCAACAUGAGAAAAAAUCUCCAAAUGAAAUGUUGAACUAUAUUAAACAGGAACAGGAAGAUAUGGGUGAAGUUAAGGUGGCUGACUCCUCGUCCGCAGAUAUAAAAGCCAUUGUCGCACGCUCAAGCGGUGGACUAGCUUUAAAAGGUAUAUACUACUCGAGGUGGGGAUCAACAACCGCUGAUCUUCCAAUCUUAAAACCCCCUUGCGAUGUGUGUAGUUGGAAUACACAGUCGCCGUACGAGACGGGAUUUCGUCAAUUUUCUGACGGAAAUACUGCCGCAAAGUUUUCGAAAGAAGUAGAGAAUUCAGGUUUUUCUCACGCAGACAGCGUAUGUGGGUUUUAUGGUGGGUUUGCAGCUAAAGCAAACGUCGCCUAUGGAGAGGAAUCCUCUGAUGAGCAAGAAAAGUCUUCAAAGACAUGCACAACAAGCGUUUCCGCAACAAAGUUUUGCCGUUGUGCAACGAGGUGCUUUGCAAUUCCUAAAGAACAUAUGGAACUAUGUGAUCAGGCUUGUAAUAUGGCCUCGGAAUUAUGCAAAGAUAUAAGCGAAUAAAGAUUUGAAA